UUCAUGGGUGUGGUGAUUAGCCUGCUUGGUGAAAAUUUCAGUCAAAUCCGAUCCGAGCGGCUGCUGCUCACUUCUGACCCUCAAAGCGGAUUUAAACUGUGGAAAUUAACGCGGCUCCUCUCCACGGUUUCUCCCCCCACCUCUCUCUCUCUUCCCCCCCACCAGCCGACGCCAUGGUUGUCUUGUGAAAACACCUCGGUGCGACUCGGACGGGAGGAACGGGACUGAGACAGAACGCCUCUUUUUUUUUUCAGGUGUCAGCUGGUGACGGGUUUGUAUGUGUGUGAGUGAGUGAGUGUGUGCGUGCGCGCGUGUGUGUGUGUGUGCAAGCAGGCGCGUGUGUUUCUUCAACCCAGCCGGUGUUUAAGAGGGGAGUGUGUCCUGAACGCGUCUCACAGGGACAAUGAGUGAGCUGGAACAGCUGCGGCAGGAAGCCGAGCAACUACGCAAUCAGAUCCGGGAUGCCAGGAAAGCCUGCAGUGAUUCCACCCUGUCACAGAUCACAGCUGGUCUGGACUCGGUGGGCCGGAUACAGAUGCGGACGCGGCGCACUCUCAGGGGACACCUGGCCAAGAUAUAUGCAAUGCACUGGGGGAGCGACUCCAGGUUACUGGUCAGUGCCUCGCAGGAUGGAAAACUGAUCAUCUGGGACAGCUACACAACAAACAAGAUGCACGCCAUCCCGCUGCGUUCUUCCUGGGUGAUGACGUGCGCCUACGCCCCCUCUGGUAACUACGUGGCCUGCGGAGGUCUGGAUAACAUCUGCUCUAUAUACAACCUGAAGACCCGCGAGGGCAACGUGCGGGUCACCCGAGAGCUACCUGGACACACAGGUUAUUUGUCUUGCUGUCGCUUCUUGGACGACUACCAGAUACUAACCAGCUCCGGAGACACCACCUGUGCAUUGUGGGACAUCGAGACGGGCCAGCAGGCCACCUCCUUCUCCGGCCAUACGGGCGACGUGAUGAGCCUGUCUCUUAGCCCAGACGACAGGACGUUUGUGUCAGGGGCGUGCGACGCCACCUCCAAGCUGUGGGACAUCCGCGACGGCAUGUGCAGGCAGUCUUUCACCGGCCACGUGUCUGACAUCAACGCUGUCUGCUUUUUCCCCAACGGGAACGCGUUCGGCACAGGCUCGGACGACGCCACCUGCAGGCUGUUUGACCUGCGCGCCGACCAGGAGCUGAUGAUGUACAGCCACGACAACAUCAUCUGCGGCAUCACCUCUGUGGCUUUCUCCAAGAGCGGCCGCCUGCUGUUAGCCGGCUAUGACGACUUUAACUGCAACGUGUGGGACACGCUGAAAGGGGACCGAGCAGGCGUUCUCGCAGGCCACGACAACCGAGUGAGCUGCUUAGGAGUGACAAACGACGGCAUGGCCGUGGCCACCGGCUCCUGGGACAGUUUCCUGCGGAUCUGGAACUAAAACUGAACGCCUUCGCCUGAUGUACUCAAUCACUGCCCCCGCCACCUUGGGUCUGCGGCCCUGACUCGUCCACCGGGCCAGACCUGAAGGAGCGCAAUCGGAACGCCCUUCUCAUUCCUCCAAGAAAAAGACACUCAACGUAUUUUUUAUUUUUUUUUUCCCCACCCGGCUAUCAUGGAGCAACAAAAUCCUCUUUAUAAAAAGUUGACCGAUUUUAAACCAAGAAAUUAUUUCAAAUGGGGAAACAAAACUUUUAUUUUCUUUUUCUAAAGGGCAUUUACGUGCAUCUACGGCUAUGGGUACAAAACAAAAUUAGUAUCUGUGUAAUAUGUAAAUGUAUAUAUAAAGGCAGUAUAUAUGUAUAGCAUUAUGUGUGUAUAUAUGCAUCAUAUAUGCAUAUAUAAUGUGUGUAUGUAUAUAUUUUUGUAGUUCAUUUGCCACUUGAGGUAUUUUUGUUGCUUUUCCUUUUGUUUUUUUUUUGUUUUACUAUAAAUAGACGUACUUGCAGAACUGCAGAAUACCAGAAAUGUUAUUAGCAAACCUAAAAAGACAAAUCUAAGCAAGGCUAAUCCCUCGGUUACGAGUCAAAAUUUAGCCUGGCUAAUUUUUUUAUUUUUUAUUUUUUUUCCUCCAGCAUUUUUUGGCUCAAACAUUCGUUGGUUUUGGGAGGGAAUCGUAAGACUGUGAAUUCAGGAGGAGCGUCAAUCUUAAUCGUUGUUGUGUGUGGAUCGAGCUUUAACUCCAAAGUAGAGUCUGUCAAAGGUCAGGCUAGGUUAGGGUCGGCGGACAAAAGGACCCUUGGCCUCCAUUUUGGCCGCGGCUCUUCUGGAUCGGUGGUUUCAGGUCCUGCGGCGCCGAAUGUCGGGACAGCCGCGUCCAUUGGUCGUGACGGCCCUACCUCACGUGGUCUGCUGAAGAUUCGUCUUUCCUUCAACGUCGGGACAAGCUGCGGUCAUUGACAGAAAGCGAAACGGCGACAGAAGUACAAGCCAAGGCCGACCUGACGCCGUCGGGUCUGGGUGACGGGAGUUUCCAGGAGCUUCUUGUUGGGACCGUAACGGACUCUGUAGCAGCCUGCAGGAACCCGAGCUCGCCGCGUCAGCUUAUCAUAGAAGGACUGAACUCCCCUUUUUAUCACGAGCGACGGAAAAGAUUCUGGCCCCUUCGAAAUCACACCAGUGCCAUAGCAAGCCUGCUACAAAAAAAAAAAAAAAGAGGACAUGUUUUUUUUUUUCUUCUUCUGAGAUUAAGACUUUUAAGUAUUUUUUUUUUCUCACCAAAAAAAAACACAAAAAAACAUCUAAUAACCUUUUUAAUCUAACUAGUGAAGAACGUACACCUAAUAGAGAGCUAGACGCGCACUCACAAGCAGUAGUACAGAAGUGAGCCAUGGUGAUAAUUAAGGAGGUUUCUCGCUCUCCAUCCUGCAUUCAAACAGCUUAAAACAAAAGCCGUGUGUGAGUUGGACCUAUCCAUCAGCUGUCUCAGGGGCCUGACUCUGAAUAUAAACUUCUUUUUUUUUUUUUUUUUCUGAAGCUUGCGGACUUGGAUAAAGAAGGUUUUGUGUCGAAGGGAGAUGAGGCGCCGCCGCCGUCUCUGUUUUGCCGUAGAACGCCGCUCAUAAUGGAAGUUAAAUCUGCAUCAAUAACAGGUUUUUGUUUGGCAAACGCCUCACAGGGUUCCCGCACUGUCUGGAAUCUGACUGAAUCAUUUUCCAUUUUCCAGGUAAAUUUAGAAAAAUAAAAUGGUUCAGCCAAGAACCGUGCAUCUCCAGACAUUCUUCCCCGUUCCGUUAUUAACAUCAGAGAUGGGUGGGUGGCUUUUAGUAAAAGACAGAAAUUAGUAUUCAUCCAUCCCUCUGUCCGUCCACCCAUCCAUGCAUCAUCCCAUCCAUCCGUUUGUCCGGCCCUCAGUCCAUCCACGCCUCUCUCGCUGCAGAUGCAUCUCCCAGUUCGCCUGUCCAGCAAUUCCUCCUCUAACCAACCCAUCUAUCAGUCUCUCCAUCCAUUUAUCCGUGCGUCCACCAGCCCACCCGUCCAGCUAUCCAUCAAUCUUUAUCAGCCCGUCUGCCAGGCCGUCAAGUAACCCGUUUAUUUUAUCCGUUCGUCUGUCAGUCCAGCCAUUCAUCCAUUGAUAAGUCAAUCCAGGCGGCCGGCGUCAGAUCUGCCCCUCUGUCUGUCAUCCGCCAACCCCUUCUUCUCGUUCCGACACUCCAGCCAUCCGUCCAUCAACCUGUCCGUCCUUCAGUUCAUCAACCCUUCAGAUAAUCCAUCGGCUUUCUCUGCCAGUCCCUUCACAACGCCGUCUGUUUAUCCGUCAACCCGGCCGCGCAGACAGCCGUCCCUUUUUCCAAAUCUGUUGUUCAGCCGUCCUUUCUUUCCUCCCUUACGGCUUUGUUUCCUAGGUACCAUGCGGAAAGCCUGACCUUCAUAGCGAACGUUUUGUAUUUAUACUUGAACCACGGCUAAAAAAAAACAACUGAACUCUAGGAAAUGGAUGGGAAAGGUGGGAACCCUGUGAGGGAGACCGUUUCAUGCUUUCCAACAGAGGCGAACACUGAUGCUAGUGAACACUAAGACGCAUGCUUAAAGGAAAACCAUGUUCAGCUCCUCACCACUUUUUAUUUUUUUUAUUUUUUUAAAAAGAUAUAUAAAUCUGCUUUCAACUAACACAGUAUAGUUUGUAUUUCCUAACAAGGUUUGGUCUGCCGUCGGUUAUUUCCUCUCUUAAGAGGCGUGGCUCUGGUCAAUAUUUUUAAUUUUAAAGGUUUUAUGUGAUUCCACUUUCUGAUUUUGACUAGGCCAUCCUGAGGGAAUGUUUGUUUGAACAGCAGCGAUGGUUUGUAGGGUAUCCUGGAGUCGUGCGGGAUGUGAAAUGUCUUGGAUUUCCUUGUUGAUGUGAAGUGUGUGUGUGUGUGUGUGUGUGUGUGUGUGUGUGUUAGGUAGAGGAACGGGCGUAAUUUGAUGAUGUACAUGUGUUCCUCCAUUCAUCCGUGCCAACGUGCUCCACAGACCUUGAGCUGUGAACCGAAAACUAGUCUGUAACAUUAAAAAGACAAAAAAAAAAAAAAAAAAAAAAAAUGGCUAGCGUUACUCAAGUGCCAACCUUCUGUCAUUUUAAACGCAGUCUGCUGGCUGCUUCUGUCUCGCAGUGACUUUUUGUAACCAGAAGUGUCAUUUCCGCUUACAAGCCCGAAGGCUUCAGAUGCUCGUGUGACUGAAUGGUUUGGGUUUAAAGAGACGGCGCAUCAUUUUGGGAGUACCCACUUUCCGAUUGUUCAACCAGAAGAUGCCCGAGUUUAGGACCGGAAGGCGUUUAAUAAUGUGUUAGGGUCUAAAUUUCUUUCAACUGUGUCGGCACAUUCUUGUCGUGUUUUUUUUUUUUUUUUUUUUUUUUUUUUUUAACCAAUAUAAAAUAUAACUUGAGCUGCGUUCUUUUUCAACAGCAGUUUUUCUUGCUCUAGUGACGACUAAUGCACUAGGACUUGGUUCUGGAAGCAUAAGCAAAAGUGCAUGUUCUGUAGUGCAGGAUCAGGAUUCUUACCGCUCUGUGACGGAGUGUGAUCUAGAUAGUGGACCGUUUUUAAAUCUGAAGUGAUCUAGAGGCAUCUGCUUAGGACUUCUCCUGGUGGUGGUGCUGCUUUGGUUGGGAAGCAGAGCAGCCAGGGACACAGAUCAGCAUCUGGACCACCGUUGCUGGGCCAGAUACCGACCUGUUGGGGCUUUUGACAUUUCAGCCUCAGAGCGAAACACAUUUGGAGCGUCGGGGCAGUGAAGCAUGGGCUGGUUUGCUGAUAUCGAGGUGUAACAAAGGGCCAAAAAAAAAAAAAAAAACUUAUCAAAACUGCUAAAUAAAAUGGAUAAAUAUAAUUUCUAAAGCUUAGUCCUUUUCGUUUCCAAAGAAAUUGCCGAAGUGGGUGGAGUUUCCUCCAAUCAUGUGGGCCGUACAGUAACAUCGCUGCUAAAUAGUGCAUUUGCUGUGCACUGCCAGUCAGCUGGCUGAAAAGGUGCUACUACACCUUUUUUUUCCCUUGAUUUACAAGAAACAGCAAUGGUGUGGAAACUAAAGGAUGGCCUCUCUGUUCCUCUUAUUGAUGAACACUGGCGUUGGUAGCCCAAACCAUUACCCAGCUGGCUUUGCUCUCCCAUGUAACUCUACAAAGCGCAGGCAAAGCUAAAGAGCAUCAUAAUUAAACGUUAAAUUGAGCAAGUGCUUUUGUUGUAAUUGAAGGCAAUUGGGUCACUUUCAACAUUUCUGCUUUAGCUUUCAGGGUAAAUAUGAAAUGGUGGUCGUUUUUUUUUUUUUUUUACUCAAGGUUAUCAGGCCUUUGUACUCUUAUACCGGCUCAUGCCUAGAAGCUGCAUUAAGCUUUUCUGUUUCACCUACGCUAGGGUCUGUUUCCCAGUCGUCUGCGCCUCAGACCGUCACCCGUCAUAUCGAUCUGUACAUGUAGGGCUCCAAAGAUCCGCUUCUGGUCUGAUUCAUCAGUCACUGGGCUUUACGUCUGGCUUUCUCCGUGCCUGAAAGAUGAAAGCGAGAGUAAAGCCUACUGAGAGCGGCGUAAAUGUAACCGUGCUGAUAGAUGCUAUGUGGGUUGUGCACAUAAAGUAACUUGUUCUUCCUUAAUUCCUGCUGCACUACCUCCUUCCUCCUGUUUUCUGUGGCUUUUGGUUAAUUUUGCUGACGGAGCGAUUGGACAUUGUGAUGCCGUGUGUUUUGCAUAGCAUCGUUCAUAGCCUGGGAUUAUUUGCUAUCAUGAUGGAGAGAAGUUUUGGAGUAAAUGUGGGGAGCUGGAGGUUUCUUCCCUGAAUGUUGACGUAGCGUUGCUGCUUUUAUGCCCCCCUUUUCCUCCUAAGAGAAUUAAAAACACCAUGGCCCUUAACAGCUGGGAGAGUCCAUACGAGAUGGCGAUGGUCUCUGCGUAUUUCAGCGUCGACAGCUGGAGCCUGGGACCGUAAGACUCCCACGUGCCUGUGCAGUUCACUCAUGCAGGUGGAACAGUAAACCUGUAAAACCAACAACGGUGCUCGACUUCAUUUCACUUUUCCGUCAUUGUCGCUUCCCCCAGAUGUUUCAUUUCGAUGAGCCGGCCGGCGCGAUUCAGUCUGGAAUCGAGCUCCGGUUUAUUUUAAAUAUGACAACAGGUCGAUGUCCGUGACUCCACCGCUUUGUUUUUUUCUUUCGUUGCACUAACAUCACAGAACUGUACUGCUCCUUUGACUACAAGCCUACUGUCCUGAUACUCUGGUUUUAAUUUUAUUUAUUGUUUCGUUCUAAGCCAUUAAAGACCCGGGACUUGGUGCCAUGAUAACUCUCUCUUACAGUGCUAUUGUGUGAAAUUAGAAUCACUUAUGAGAUAAUUUUUAUAGUCUUUUUCACACACCAGACCUGUGUUUUUGUUUUGUUUUUGUUUUCUUUUGUAUUUGUACAGUGGCUUGGUGAUACUGAUAUGUUGCCAUGAGUUAUUGUAACCAAUAAAAAACUUUUAAUCAAA
Messenger RNA from Fundulus heteroclitus (mummichog), 6920 nucleotides. RefSeq names its product guanine nucleotide-binding protein subunit beta-4. Gene Ontology annotation, cellular component: heterotrimeric G-protein complex; cytoplasm. Gene Ontology annotation, biological process: G protein-coupled receptor signaling pathway. The transcript has 10 exons. The coding region runs from base 404 to 1426 and encodes 340 amino acids. Gene Ontology annotation, molecular function: signaling receptor complex adaptor activity; protein binding. The record is from RefSeq and is a predicted model, not a curated record. NCBI's taxonomy places the organism in Eukaryota, Metazoa, Chordata, Actinopteri, Cyprinodontiformes, Fundulidae.